This is a messenger RNA of Arachis stenosperma, 1911 nucleotides long. Its product is annotated as peptide deformylase 1B, chloroplastic/mitochondrial-like. The record is from RefSeq and is a predicted model, not a curated record. Gene Ontology annotation, molecular function: peptide deformylase activity. The transcript has 8 exons. Gene Ontology annotation, cellular component: chloroplast; mitochondrion. NCBI's taxonomy places the organism in Eukaryota, Viridiplantae, Streptophyta, Magnoliopsida, Fabales, Fabaceae. The coding region runs from base 552 to 1421 and encodes 289 amino acids. Gene Ontology annotation, biological process: peptidyl-methionine modification.
GUCUCCUACUCCCUCGAGCCCCAUUCCUCAGACUCUCUCCUCUCUCAACUUUCUCCCCUAGGUCACAGUCUCACCCACCGCCGCAAGGAGAGCCUCAGCGCCGCCGUCCGUUGCGCUAAGGAGCCACCGUGUCUUCCUCCGUUGUGCCUUGUUUCCCCCAACCCCUUCUCCAAUCUCCUUCCUUCAGAAAGCAGAACUGUCCUCAAACCUAGCCUCCACCACCGCCGCAAGGAGUGAGCCACUGUCGCUGUCCGUCGCACUCAGGGGCUCCUCUCUUCAUCUGUCGGCGUUCUCCAAGUCUCCAAACCCUGUUCGCUCUCACCAAUCCAGGUGCGCAGCUUCUUCCUCGAGCUCGUUCUCCAUCAGUCCAACACUUCUGCUCGGCCGCGCUUCUGCCUCCCUCCGUCGUGAACCUCGGGUUGUAACAAGUCAAAGGCACCGCCAAUCUCCUUUCCCAGGUCAAUAUCACGUGCUGAAAAUAUUUGGCUUCAUCACCUUAGGAUUGGCCUAAAAGGAAACCUUGCAAUCGUGCAACCAAACCUUGUCCGAUUAUGGCUUCAGCGAAGUUUCUCCGCUCAAGUCACCUUCAUAUUCAUGGUGGUUUUACCUCUGCGCUUCCCGCCAUUCCACCCUUCUCACACAACCGUCUCACCUCGCUCGACCAGGUUUACUUCUCUACGAACUGGUCCUUGCCUCCUCUGUGUGCGGUGUCCAAGAUUGGUUUCUCAGCAACCAAAGAUGAAGCCGCUUCUUCUGGUGAUAUUGAAUUCGAGGCGCCAUUGAAAAUUGUACAAUAUCCAGACCCGAAAUUGAGGGCAAAAAAUAAACGCAUAGUUAGCUUCGAUGAUAAUCUGAAGAGUCUCGCCCGCGAGAUGUUUGAUGUAAUGUACAAGGAACAAAAAAUGCUAUUAGAACAUCAAAGUCAACCACAAAAAUCAACUACUAGUAUAAGAACCGAUGGUAUUGGUCUCUCAGCACCCCAAGUUGGAAUCAAUGUUCAACUUAUGGUAUUCAAUCCAGUGGGUGAACCUGGGGAAGGAGAGGAAAUUGUUCUUGUAAAUCCAAGAGUUAGCAAAUACUCAAAGAAACUGUCAAUUUUUAAUGAAGGGUGUCUAUCAUUUCCUGGAAUAUAUGCUGAUGUGAAGCGACCUGAAUCAGUGAAGAUUGAUGCACGUGAUGUAAAUGGAAAUAGAUUUUCAUUCUCGUUGGAUGGGCUUCCUGCUCGAGUAUUCCAGCAUGAGUUUGAUCAUCUGCAGGGGAUUCUUUUCUUUGAGAGAAUGACUGAAGAAGUUCUUGGUAAUAUCCGUGAACAGCUACAGGCCUUGGAAAUGAAGUAUGAACAACUGACUGGAGUACCAAGCCCUGAAAAGAUACAAAACAGGAGGGAAAGAAGGAAUGCUGUUGGUUUUGGGAAAUCAUGAUCAAACCUGACUCAAGUCUCUGCUUCAUGGUUUUCGUGAUAAUAAAUUCCUUUUUUCCUAUCGGUAUACUCUAUGCUUCUUGUUGAAAAAUGAUUUGUUCCUAUUUUACCGGUCAAUAUCAGGUUCACCGUAAGCUCAACCCCUACGAAAUUCGAAACAUUUCGAGUUUGCACAAGUAGUAGCAGGAGGGGACUGCUCUGCAAAGAGAAAGCUGGCUGAAACAUUCCUUUUGACACAAGUCCAUCUGGCCCAGAAAAGUGAGAUUUCUAAUGGAUCCUAUUAGUUUCUUAGCUAUGAAAGAAAAUACAACAAAAAUCAGAGUGUAGAAGAACAAGAGUGCUAAAAAUGCAAUCAUCCUCUCUGUCUCAUUAUCUAAGUGUUCAUUCAUCAUAUUCUAUUUAUAAAAAUACUCUUCUAGUGGUGAAAGAAUAGUUGUGUAAAAGCUAGAUAUUAUGAAUAUGAAGUCGAACUCGAGAAGAUUUGUGGAAAA